GGGAAAUAAUACUGCCAUGUUAGCGACACCGCUAGCUGGCAAGCAAGAUAUUCAGAUAGGGUAACAUUUGCCAGCUGUUUUUUUCCUUUCCCUGCCUAACCAGCAUUUUGAGUGUUGAACUCUGCCUCCUUCUUCUUGCAGCCAGCAGAUGUUUAAGUAGCCCGGCAAUCGUCCGCCGAAAUUAACGAUUUUAAAAGAGACAUAUGGGUCUGAUAACUGGGUUGUGAUACAUUUGGUCACGUCAUUGUUUACAGACUCUGAAAGAGUGACUAGAGGAAGUAGAGCUGGCGAAAACAGCAGUGCACUCAGCCACAGACACUUAGCAGUUCAGCUAACGUUAACGUUAGCUUGCUAGUGAUGGACCUGAACUGAUUAGUUAGGUAGUUACACUUGGUGGCUGUGCAUACGCUGAGAUAUGCUUAGCAGCCGAGGAAGACUAGCCUGAACCUCACAAGUAACACGAAAACGGACUGAAAAAGCAAAGAAGAUGGUGACUCGAAUAGCAUACAACUGAAACUUCUGGCCAGUAAGCAGAAGUGUCAUACCCUGACCAGCUCGACUCUCAAAGGCACGAAGUCAAAAUCAGGCCAUGGCUGACUCAAGCUUGGACCUGAUUGGAGGGGAUCUUCAGAGCGUUGAUAAGGAGGAAACCUCGGUGACCCAGGAUGACCCCAAAGAAGAGGGUAUUGUGCCCGCUCAUCCGGCAGCAGAGGGUGUCGACCAGGAUCAAGAUGCUGUUGAAUCUAAAGACUCGACCGGACUUUUACUCUCGGAAACCUCGGCCCAAGAGUCGGAGGACUCGGCCAAUCACAGAGAGACGCCAGCCUUGAGCCAGGUCACGGAGUCCGCUAUGGGGGCGAUGGAAGAGUCGCGUUCCACCCCUGUGAGCGAAGGUCUCGCGGAGGAUGAAGAGAGCCCUGUGGGGGCCAGCAGGUCGGAUGAGCAGAGCCAGUCGGCCGACUCAGCCUCCUUCUCCGUGCCCAGCCUGGAGUUCUCCGACGGAAACAACGGCAACUCCCUGGACGAGCCGCUGUCGUCAUCCUACUCGGCCCUGGGUGCGGAGGGGCAGUCCCCGUCUGUCGACCUCCCCUGCUUAGCCGAUGAUGUCACAGGGGCUGCCGCCACCGCCGCCGCCGCUGCCGCCAGUGGUGGCCCGGACUCGGAGUCAGUCAUGCCAGCCUACUACUUUGUGAAGUGGAUCACCUGGAAGGAGAAGAAGACUCCCAUCAUCACCCAGAGCGAGAACGGGCCCUGUCCGCUGCUGGCCAUCAUGAACAUCCUGUUCUUGCGCUGGAAGGCCAAAUUGCCUCCCCAGACCGAAGUAAUCACCACAGAGGACCUGAUGGCACACCUUGGAGAGUGCGUCUUAUCCGUUAAACCCAGGGAGACCGCGAAAGGGAUGGAACUGAACUUUCAGCAGAACAUGAGCGACGCCAUGGCUGUUCUGCCCAAGCUGUCCACCGGCCUGGACGUCAACGUCCGUUUCACGGGGGUGUCGGACUUUGAGUACACCCCUGAGUGCAUCGUGUUCGACCUGCUGGACAUCCCCCUCUACCACGGCUGGCUGGUGGACCCUCAGAGCCCAGAGGUGGUGAAAGCUGUGGGGAAGCUGAGCUACAACCAGCUGGUGGAGAAGAUCAUCGACUACAAGCACUCGGCCGACAGCAGCCGCGUCAGCGAAGGACUCAUCGCCGAGCAGUUCCUGGAAUCCACGGCGACGCAGCUGUCCUAUCACGGCCUGUGCGAGCUCAACACCACCGCCAAGGAGGGCGAGCUGUCCGUCUUCUUCAGGAACAACCACUUCAGCACCAUGAUUAAGCACAAGGACCACCUGUACCUGCUGGUGACGGACCAGGGCUUCCUGCAGGAGGAGGGGCUGGUGUGGGAGAGCCUGCACAACGUGGAGGGUGAUGGCAACUUCUGCGACUCGGAGUUCCGGCUGUGCCACCCGCCCCAGAGGAGCGGCCCGCUGGUGCCCCCUACCCCCCAGCAGCAGCAGAGGCAGAUCGACCAGGACUACCUGGUGGCGAUGUCCCUGCAGCAGCAGCAGGGUGUGGCCCCGGGGCCCCUCAGCGACCUGGAGCUGGCCAGACAGCUGCAGCAGGAGGAGUACCAGCAGCAGCAGCAGCAGCAGCAGCCGUCCUCGUCCCAGGCUUCAGCACAGCAGGUCAGAGGUCAGGUGGUGGCCCAGCAGGGAGGCCAGAGGAGACGGGCGGAGAAGAAAGAGGAUUCGGAUUGUGCCAUACUAUAGCCAGUCCCUCCCCGGCCCAGUCCCUGCCCCUCAACCCUUCCUGUUCCGGAAGCCUGGGUCCUCACAGAGCCUGGUGACCCCCACCCCACGCCUGACUGAGAGGGGUGAACAUGGUCACCCCCCUGCCCUCACCCCCCCCCACCCUCCUCACACAAUCCCUCACACCCCGCACAGCCUUGAAGUCCCGCCAACCCACUCGUGGAAGAAGAGAAACCCCCACAGCUUCACGUCAGAAUUUUCUGGCACGCCCAGACAAACACACACCAAGGGGGAGCGCAUUGUAUGGGCCUGCUGCUUCUCACUGCCAAGUUUAACUACAGCUGCUAGGACGGAUUAAGCAGACAAAUGAUCUUAGCUUCGGGACAGCCUUUGACUUUGACCGAUGUAGGGGACCUUUGGGUCGACGUACAGCCAAGCAAGAGACACAGGAGAGUUACCCAAAGUGCAUUCUUUAGUAACCGGAUACCUGCUUGAAUUUCUAACUCAUCCAGUACUGUCUGCUUAAUAUACGUUUCUCACUGAAGCCAGAGCUUCUCACCAGUCAAACGUUUAGUUGGUGGUUUUUUGGUUGAGGAGAUAUCUGGGCUGUAUUGUAUUGGCAGAGCCCCAUGCAUGUUGCAGUAUGAUGGGAGAUGUAGUCUAGAGCUUGAGAAGUUGAAGGUUGGGACUACAACUCCCAUCAUCCACUCCAACAGUCUAAAUCCAGUCUUAAUCGAGGCAGCCCAGGAGUCCUGAGGUACUGAACAAUCCCAGUGUCCCGUGUCAGAAAUGAGAGCCUGAGCAGGCAAAAAUGUGGUUGACCCAGUCCAUUCCACUCCAAGAUUUGCGUCAUUCAGUUAAAAUUUAGCACUCGAAUAAUAAAUUGGAACAGAAUGAUCGUAGUUGACAGCAGUGAUCAUCUUCCAGGUGCGAAACACAAUUUAACUGAAUGGGUGGGUAUUUAUUUUGAGUUUUGAGCACAAGCGUGGUUUCUUUCUCUGGGAGAUUCCUGGCCUAUUUCUAGAACAGCUUCUCUCUCAGCUCUCGGGUCCUGACCCCGAGAGAACAAUGUCUCCAGUGCUGCGGAGCCUCCACUAAAUUCCUGUCAAAUGCACUGCGCGCAAUUAAACUAGUGUGGGAAAGGGGAACGGACUGCAUUAGGCUUUUUAAAAGCGGAUGCCUUCAGGGAAGCGUUUGCAGGGCUUGGGUUGCUUUGGCGGGGCCUUGUCAUCGCUGUCAGCAGCUGUGGUUGGCAGAUGUAGUACGAAACUGAUUUGGGGUGAGGGGUUCACCACAAAGGCCUGUCGUCUUUCUUAUUAAUAUUUGAAAAUGAAUGGUGGAGGGGCGGGGCAACUUAAAAGAAGCAUACGUAGUAGCAGAGUUAUUAGACAGCAAAGGGAACUUGGCACUUUAGCCCCUGGGGCUGGCAAAUCAACAUUACUUGCAAAAGUUCAAAUCCGUAAAUCCUCAGUAAGAA
This is a messenger RNA of Megalops cyprinoides (Indo-Pacific tarpon), 3707 nucleotides long. RefSeq names its product MINDY lysine 48 deubiquitinase 1 (gene mindy1). The record is from RefSeq and is a predicted model, not a curated record. Gene Ontology annotation, molecular function: cysteine-type carboxypeptidase activity; K48-linked deubiquitinase activity; cysteine-type deubiquitinase activity. Gene Ontology annotation, biological process: protein K48-linked deubiquitination. NCBI's taxonomy places the organism in Eukaryota, Metazoa, Chordata, Actinopteri, Elopiformes, Megalopidae. The transcript is spliced from 11 exons. Gene Ontology annotation, cellular component: cell periphery; cytosol. The coding region runs from base 590 to 2251 and encodes 553 amino acids.